This is a messenger RNA of Cyphomyrmex costatus, 2373 nucleotides long. RefSeq lists its product as uncharacterized. The coding region runs from base 1 to 2373 and encodes 790 amino acids. The transcript has a single exon. Gene Ontology annotation, biological process: DNA replication. The record is from RefSeq and is a predicted model, not a curated record. NCBI's taxonomy places the organism in Eukaryota, Metazoa, Arthropoda, Insecta, Hymenoptera, Formicidae. Gene Ontology annotation, molecular function: nucleotide binding; DNA binding; DNA-directed DNA polymerase activity.
AUGAAGGAGCGGGCGCCGUUUGUAGUGUACGCCGACCUGGAGUGCGUCUUGCGAAAGACGGAAGACGCCGCAACACCGACAUCGUCGUACGCGUACCAGCAGCACGAAGUAUUUAGUACAGGGUACUACGUGCGGUGCUCGUAUGACGACACGUUAUCGGCGUAUCGGUUUCGUCGCGAUAACGACUGCGUCAGCUGGUUCGCGCGCCAGCUCGAGGACUUGGCGCACCGCGCGAAAGCUAUAAUAACCGCUAACCAGCCUAUGGAUUUCACGCGAGACGACUGGCAGAAAUUCAACAGUGCAACGCACUGUCACAUCUGUGAGAGGCCGUUCGCGCCGGGCGACGAGCGGGCACGCGACCACUGCCACCUCACCGGGCGAUACCGCGGCCCAGCGCAUAAAGGAUGCAACGUAAAUUAUAAGGACUCUCUCUACAUACCGAUUGUAUUUCACAACCUAUCGGGAUACGACGCGCACUUCGUUAUAAAAGAAAUCGCUACAAAAUUCAAGGGGCAAGUAGAUCUACUUCCUCUGACUAAAGAAAAAUACAUUUCGUUCACUAAAUAUGUUGACAGCACUAAAGAAAAAGAUGAAAAUAAUAUUAAGAAAAAUGGUAUUAAAUUGCGAUUCAUUGAUUCUUAUAAAUUUUUGAGUUCGAGUCUAGAUAAAUUAGCGUUUUAUCUCGAUAAGGAUAAAUUAAAAAUUGUGAGAUCCGAAUUUUCGAGUCUGUCGGACGAAGAUUUCAAUCUGCUUAUUCGUAAAGGAGUAUUUCCUUACGAGUACGUAGAUUGCGUCGAAAAACUGAAUGAUACACGCUUACCGCCGCGGAAAUCGUUUCACAGCUCGCUGACGGGUGAUACAGUGUCCGAGAGCGAUUACGCGCACGCCGUGAACGUAUGGAAGCGGUUCUCCGUGCGAACCCUCGGCGAGUACAGCGAUCUGUACUUGAAAACCGACGUAUUGUUAUUGACCGACGUUUUCGAAAAUUUUCGCGAAAGUUGCGUCGCGAGUUACGGUCUCGAUCCCGCGCAUUACUACACAUUGCCCGGUUUCACGUGGGACGCUAUGCUGAAACACACGCGCGUGAAAUUCGAGUUGCUCACCGAUAUAGAUAUGGUGAUGUUUAUCGAGCGCGGUAUGCGCGGUGGCCUAAGUCAAUUUUCCGGCAGAUACGCAAAGGCCAAUAACAAGUACAUGCAGUCGUACGACUCGUCGGAACCGUCGUCGUAUUUAAUGUACUACGACGUUAACAACCUGUACGGAUGGGCGAUGUGCCAACCGCUGCCAUACGCAGAUUUUCGAUGGGUCAAAGACGCCGCGAACUUCGACGCGAACGCGAUCGCUCCGGAUUCGCCCACCUGGUACAUUCUCGAGGUAGAUCUCGAGUAUCCACAACAUCUUCACGACGCGCACGCUGACCUACCGUUCUGCCCGACGCGCGAUAAGCCGCUCGGCAAGCGCGAGAAUAAACUGCUCGCGUCUCUGUACUAUAAACAGCGUUACGUCAUUCAUUACCGUAACCUUCAGCAAUGCAUACAUCACGGCCUUCGCGUAACGAAGAUCCAUCGCGUGUUACGAUUCGCUCAAUCAGCCUGGCUCCGUGAUUACAUCGAAUUGAACACGCAAUUCAGAACGCGCGCGAAAAACGAUUUUGAAAAAAAUUUAUACAAAUUGAUGAACAACGCGGUAUUCGGCAAAACGAUGGAGAACGUGCGCGAUCGCGUCGACGUUAAAUUAGUCACUACAUGGGACGGGCGGUACGGCGCGGAGACAUUGAUCGCGAAACCGAAUUUCCACAGCCGCAGCGUCUUUGCGGAAAAUUUAAUCGCCGUUGAAUUGCGCAAACUCGAGGUGAAGUUCAACAAGCCGAUUUACGUAGGUAUGUGUAUAGUCGACAUAUCAAAAGUCUGCUUGUACGAAUUCCACCACGAGUACAUGGUACCUAUGUUUAAGGAAAAAUGUAAAAUUAUGUACACCGACACGGACAGUCUCAUAUAUCGCGUCGAAUGCGACGACGUGUACGCGGCGAUGAAACGCGAUAUCGCUAGAUUCGAUACGAGCGACUAUCAGGCGGACAACGCGUACGGUAUGCCUCUCGCGAACAAGAAGGUGCCCGGUCUUAUGAAGGACGAAAACAACGGCGCGAUAAUGACCGAGUUCGUUGGACUCAGAGCGAAGAUGUACGCGUUGCGCGUGGACGGAAAGAGAGACACGAAGAAGGCAAAGGGUGUAAAGAGCAGCGUCGUAGCGCGAACGAUAACAUUCGACGAUUACACCCGGUGCUUGAACCAAGAGAUGGAAAUGACGCGUAGACAGUCGUGUAUACGAUCGAAGUUACACCAAGUGUACACGGUGUCGGAAUCGAUACCGUAG